CUCAGGUAAUCUGCACCUUACACACACACUGAACUUAAACACACACACACCACUGUGGAGCGGAUUAUACUGCACACACUCGGGACUCGGACACUUCAAACUUUCAUCACACACUGAGGAGGAGCGCAAUGGCCUCCAAUGAGCUGAGCCACAUCCUGAAUAACGCUAACGCUAACCUGUACCCGAGCGAGCCGAGCCUGCACACCAUCAGCUUUCCCACAAUGCACCGCAGCACAGCGUUUAACGACACACACUACUGCAACAACAACAACAACAACAACAACAACAACAACAUACAGAACACAGUCGGUCCGUGGCAGCAGGUGAACCCUCAGUUCUGGAACAGGCGAAAUGUUCUGGACUGGAUCGACUUCCACGUGGAGGAGAGUAAAUACGACGCCACGCUGCUGAACCUGGACUGCUGUAACAUGGACGGAGCGGUGCUGUGCUCCCUCAGCAGGGACGCCAUGAUGGCCGCCUUCGGGCCGCAGCUCGGGGAGACGCUGCACCAGAGCCUUGAGAACCUCAAACACAAACACGUAGAGGACAUCACACAGAACUGCAUGCUGAGCGAGACGUACGAGCUGCUGAGCAACUUCCUGUUUGACCUCCCCCAGUCCCCGUUUAACGACGGUCCCACACUUGACAGCGUGAUCGUCCAGAGCAUUCCCACAGGUAAUAAAGAGUGUGACUCCAGCUACUUCAACGAGUAUAAAACACAGCUAACGCCAGGAAGUGACAACGGCUACGAGUCGUACUCAGAGAGUCUGCAGAGCUCCAUCACAGGAAGUUUCUUGAACCCGAGUUCUCCAGAAUCUGCUGGAAGUGAUUCAGAUCAUGAAUACACAGAGACACACUGCACCUACUCACCAAAGUGCUUCAUUAAGCAGGAGCCCGUGGAGAAGAAGAGACGAGGUCGUCCUCCUAAACUGAGCCGCGGCUCCGAGCACUUUGUCGAGAACAAGAAGAGCAAACAUGCUCCACGCGGUACACACCUGUGGGAGUUCAUCCGCGACAUUCUGAUCCACCCGGAGAAGAACCAGGGCCUGAUGAAGUGGGAGGAUCGCAGAGACGGCGUCUUUAAGUUCCUGAAGUCGGAGGCUGUGGCUCAGCUGUGGGGUCAGAAGAAGAAAAACAGCAGCAUGACUUACGAGAAACUGAGCCGAGCUAUGAGGUAUUACUACAAGAGAGAAAUUCUGGAGCGAGUGGACGGCCGGAGACUGGUCUACAAGUUCGGGAAGAACUCGAGCGGGUGGAAGUUGGAGUAGAUGGGGAUGUGACGGGAAGGUGGAAGGUUGUUAUGAGCAAAGACGUGAUGAAGGAUUGUAGUGUAGAGACGCACGGUUAGCGUGAAGGCUGGUUUUGUACGUAGCUGAACUCCCGGCUCUGAGGGAGGAGCGUAACACAGACGCUGUAAGCCUGUACUGGCUAAAGUAGGUUUUAUGAACCGAUAAUAACCUUGUGUUGUAAUUCAUGUAUCUGCUGAAAAAAAAGAAAAUUUGACAUUUCUAUUGUCCAAUGGGAACGCAGGCGUGACCGUCACAUGACCUCACGUGGGUUACGGUGGGGUUUCUGAUGAAGGGUAUGGAGACUUUUCCAAGGCUGCGUUUCAGUGCUGUUUCUAACACACACUCGUCCACUUCCACUCUGUAUUUCUACACGUUCUCCAGAAGAACUUUACUGACCUCUCUGAAAACUUACAGCUACAACCCAGUAGUGGAGUCUGUAAUGGUCUGGCUUAAAGGUUUCCAUUAAGAAGACCAUCAGAACCCAGUAGGUCCUUUCUGUCAUGAGUAAAUCAGGAACCAUUAGGAACCUCGCGUUCUAUUAAACUGCAGCCCAUUACAUUCCACCAGGAGCACAUUAAAUCCCAUUAGGAACCACUAAACACCUCUGAUUAUUUUCAACCAUUUUGUUCGAAAGAAAUUGCGAGUGCGAUGUAGAUGAGAAACGUGUGGAAGUUGGCAGAGACGUGGUCGAGGGUUCUUUAGGAACAUUUAAACAUUUAGAAACAUUUUCAGGUCUUGUGUCUUCUGGAAAAUAAGUGUCAAAGGUUAAUGUACAGUUUUUAAAUCUGAUUUCUGUUGUUGUUUAUAUGUAGAACAAACUGAAGAGAUAAAAAUCUGAAUGAAUUAUUUUACUGCCACAUGAAGUUUCUACAGAACUACAUCAUCACAUCACACUUAUUAUUAUUAUUAUUACUGUGUUUAUUCUGUUUAAUAUAAAUCAGGCGACAAUCAUGAUGAAUCUGUGUGUGUGUGUGUGUGUGUGUGUGUACAGGGUGAGGGCUUGUUCUGUUCAGAUGGUGUGUGUUUUAAUCACACACACUGUCUCCUGUAUGAGACGUAUUUCUCAGAUUUAUAUGACAGAAACGAUAUUCACACUGUGUAUGACAUAUUGUUCACAUUUUAUAUCAGAAUUUUUUUAAAUAAAGUUUAUGAACUGAAAA
This is a messenger RNA of Ictalurus furcatus (blue catfish), 2449 nucleotides long. It is a transcript of the gene elf3, whose product is annotated as E74-like factor 3 (ets domain transcription factor, epithelial-specific). Gene Ontology annotation, biological process: cell differentiation; regulation of transcription by RNA polymerase II. Lineage: Eukaryota; Metazoa; Chordata; Actinopteri; Siluriformes; Ictaluridae. Gene Ontology annotation, molecular function: DNA-binding transcription factor activity, RNA polymerase II-specific; sequence-specific DNA binding. Gene Ontology annotation, cellular component: nucleus. The coding region runs from base 129 to 1268 and encodes 379 amino acids. The transcript has 9 exons. The record is from RefSeq and is a predicted model, not a curated record.